Photinus pyralis (common eastern firefly) is the source of this 2099-nucleotide messenger RNA. It is a transcript of the gene Prp3, whose product is annotated as U4/U6 small nuclear ribonucleoprotein Prp3. Gene Ontology annotation, cellular component: U4/U6 x U5 tri-snRNP complex. The record is from RefSeq and is a predicted model, not a curated record. The transcript is spliced from 4 exons. Bases 81 to 1973 code for a protein of 630 amino acids. Lineage: Eukaryota; Metazoa; Arthropoda; Insecta; Coleoptera; Lampyridae. Gene Ontology annotation, biological process: mRNA splicing, via spliceosome.
CAAAUCAUAACCUAAUUGGCAACGUAUAGAUAACGUUUGUUUGUUAAAAACUUAGAGGUUAAAAAUAUAAAAAUUGCGCUAUGUCGUACCUUAGUAGGAAAGAAGUUGACGAUUUAAAGCCAGCGAUUGAUAAAGCCGUUUUAAAAUUAUUGGGCGAUAACGAUUCAUCGCUGGUCAGUACCGCAAUUUAUUGUUUAAAUUCAGGUUAUGAUAAAAGAAAAACUGCUGAUAAACUUUCAUCUUAUGUUGAUAGCAAAAGAGCAACUAGACUUUCAGAGAAAAUAUUCGAUCUUGUCGAUGAUGCCCGCUCGUCGUAUAAGUCACGCAAACGUUCGAGGUCAAGGGACCGAGAAAAGGAACGAGACUCGAAAAGGAAUAAAAAUGCAAGAAAUUACGACAGUGACCGAGAGACGGACAAAGUCAAACUAUCCAGCAGUAAAAUUAAAGAGAUGAUGCAGAAUGCGCAAAAGCAAAUAGAGGAACGUAAGAAAACAUUAGAUACAUUACCAAGCAAACAAGACUCGCCCAAUGCUUCAAUUCCUCCACCGAGUAUAUACGGCAUUCCGAUGGGUUUAUUAAACCGGGGAGAUGCGGACAAAGCUAGAAAAAUCGCCCAGCUGCAAGCGCAAAUUAAAACUAAACUUUCAACUGGAAUAUUAGGAAAUGUGAUUAUUCAUGUGCCAACCGCUCCAGAAAAACCAACUCCAUUAAUUCUGGAUGACGAGGGUCGUACUGUUGAUAAAACAGGUAAAGCUGUACAAUUAACACAUAUUGCUCCUACUCUAAAAGCUAAUAUACGUGCAAAGAAACGGCAAGAAUUUAGAACACAGUUGCAUGAAAAAUUAUCUGACGACAACAAUGAACCGAAGUUUUACGAUAACCGUAUUGGAGCUAAACCGGCCAUGAGAAAUAAACGCACCUUGAGAUUUCACGAACCAGGCAAAUUCCAACAGCUCGCCGAGAGGUUACGCAUGAAAGCUCAGUUAGAGAAACUGCAGAAUGAAAUUUCGCAGAUAGCAAAAAAGACCGGCAUAUCAUCUGCUACAAAAUUGGCUUUGAUCGCUAAAUCUGAAGGAACCAAUGAGGACAUCCCCUCGAUGGAAUGGUGGGAUUCUGUCAUUUUAGAGGAUAAUUUGGACACGAUUAGGGAUGGAAAGAUAGCCAUUAAAAGUUAUAUUGUCAACACUUUGGUUGAACAUCCGACACAAAUGAGAUCUCCAACCGAUCCGUUGAGACCUGCGUAUAUGCCGGUAUUUUUAACAAAAAAAGAACGAAAGAAAUUGCGACGUCAAAAUAGAAGAGAAAUGUGGAAAGAAGAACAAGAAAAAAUCCGUUUGGGUUUAGAAGCGCCUCCUGAGCCCAAGUUGCGCAUAUCCAAUCUUAUGAGGGUUUUAGGAACAGAAGCUGUACAAGAUCCGACGAAAAUUGAAGCUCAUGUUAGAGAACAAAUGGCGAAACGUCAAAGAGCUCACGAAGAAGCGAACGCCGCAAGACAGUUAACUACAGAACAAAAACGGCAAAAAAAGAUCAGGAAGGUAAAAGAAGACACGUCCCUUGGCGUCUUUAUAUCUAUUUUUCGUAUUAGAGAUUUACAUGAACUAGCUUCGAAAAAGUUUAAAAUUGAAACGAAUGCGAAGCAGUUAUUUAUGACAGGUUGCAUCGUACUUUAUCCUGACUGCUGUGUUGUAGUAGUGGAAGGUGGUACCAAGCAACAAAAGAAGUAUAAAAAAUUAAUGCAGCACAGAAUUAAGUGGGAGGAAGAUAUAGUUAAAGACCCUGAUGGAAACGAAGUACCGAAUAAGUGUGUUCUGGUUUGGGAAGGAACAAGCAAACAACGAAAUUUUGGCGAAGUGAAAUUUAAGGCGUGUCCAACUGAACGAUUGGCUAGGGAGUAUUUUAAAAAACACAAGGUGGAGCAUUAUUGGGAUUUAGCCUAUAGCAAUGCUGUGUUAGAACCAACAAUUGAAGUAUGAUUAUGUGGUUAACUUAUAAUUUGUAUGUAAUUUCAUGAUGUACCGCUAUUUAUAAUACACAUACUGAUAUGCAAAUAAUAGAUAGACAAACAUUUUAUUUUAUGGCAUUAAAAAUACAGAAAUUGA